AUGGAGGAAAACAACUCACUGGUGUAUGGGCUCGAUUUUCAGGCGAGAGCGCUCGCAUCGCAGCAGGCCGAAAGCAAUGAUGUACGGUUUUUCGUCGCUACCCAAAGCCUCAAACCAAACAACCACUUGCACGUAGUCGAUCUGAACGAAGACAGUUCCGCCCUGCAGUCGCGUAUCUUCACCCAUCCGUACGGAGAAGUAUGGCGGCUAACGGCAAGUGCACACAAUCCACGCCUACUAGCCAGCUGCUACAGUCUGCUCAAAGGUACACAGGUCGUGAUGGAGACGGCGCUCCUAACUCUGCCGGAAUCUCUCGAACCUAAGGAUGGUGAUCUGGAGUUCCUGACGUUCCAGAACGUGGAAACACUACCGACGAGUGGGUAUGGUGCGGAAAUACGUACCACCGAGUUCCACCCUACCGAUGCAAACCAGCUGGCCUGUGUGGUGGAUGGUAAGAUAGUUCUGUUUAAUCGGGCCGAAGCAGCAACCCGCAUGGUGGCGGAAAUUAAUGCGAAAAAUGUGCCGAAGUUCACAACCGGCCGAUGGUCCCACUUUCAUCAGGGUAAUCAUUUCAUAGCAUUGCAUGACUGUAGCAUAAGAUCGUACGAUGUACGGGAUCCCAACCAUGUCGUGUGGACCAUCGAGGAAGCGCAUAGCCAGAUGGUGCGCGAUUUAGAUUGUAACCCGAACAAACAGUGUCACAUCGUGACGGGUGGAGAUGACGGUGUGAUGAAGGUGUGGGACUUCCGUAACACCAAAGAGCACGUGUUUGCGCGCAGCGAUCAUCAUCACUGGAUAUGGAGUGUGCGAUUUAACACGUACCACGAUCAGCUGAUACUUUCCAGCGGAAGCGACGGUAAGGUGCUGCUCACUUGUGCCGGUAGUGUGAGUUCUGAGGCGCCGGAAAUUAUAACGGGCGAUGCAGUGGAGCAAGUGGUCGGCAAUGAACCGAGGGAACAUUUGGCGGAUGGAUUGCUGCAAACGUUCGAUCAGCACGAGGAUUCGGUAUAUGGUGUAGAGUGGAGUACGGCCGAUCCGUGGAUGUUUGCAUCAUUGAGCUACGACGGACGAAUGAUAAUCUCCAAGGUGCCGAAGCAGUACAAAUAUCAGAUACUGCUGUAA
Anopheles marshallii is the source of this 1122-nucleotide messenger RNA. Its product is annotated as EARP-interacting protein homolog. The record is from RefSeq and is a predicted model, not a curated record. The coding region runs from base 1 to 1122 and encodes 373 amino acids. Gene Ontology annotation, biological process: protein ubiquitination. The transcript has 3 exons. Lineage: Eukaryota; Metazoa; Arthropoda; Insecta; Diptera; Culicidae. Gene Ontology annotation, molecular function: protein binding.